UCAAAGCUUUCCAGUUUUGUUGAGAUGUUGUUUAGUUAUGAUAAAAUUACAGGCAGCAAGAUGGCUCAGUGUGCUUGUCGCCAAACCUGACUACCCAAGCUCCACCUCUAGGACCUACGACAUGGAAGGACAGCACCAGUUCCUUAAAGUUCUCUGACUUCCACAUUCAAUACCAUGAUAUAGCUGCACUCCACCCCACCCCCAAGCACCCACAAAGCAAUGUUUAAGAAAUUAAGUAAUAACAUUAACUUCCAUGUCACGUUGAUGAAUUUUCAUAAAUGUAUGCAGUCAGGUAACUCUUGCUAGAUUAUGACAUGUCUAGGAACAUUUCCACAUAAGAAGUCCUCUCUGGUCUCUUUGUUGUUAUUCUUUCUCUUUCCUAACCUUCACUCCUAGCAAACGCUGAACUAUUCCUAAAACACCACAUAAAUAGAAUCGCACCCUGCGAUGACUGGCUUCUUCCGCUUAACAUAAUGCUCUAGACCGUCAUACCAUACUGUAAGUGUUAAUUGUUUGUCACGUUGAGUUAUGGAGUAGCAUUUCAUCAACGGGAUAAACCACCUUUUGUUUGUCUCACUAGAUGAUGUUUUGACUUGCUUUUGAAAGAUACGCAUAUUCACUGCAUAUGUUAGAAAGACUUUUUAAAAUUACUUUUGGGUAUCUCUCAAAAGAAGGAAUUGUAAGAGUAAGUGGUAAAUGUGUGGUUAAUGUUUAAGGAAACCACCACAGGGUUUUCUGAGGUGUUUGGGGAGACUUAAUUUGCCUCACUGAUUGAGAGGUUUCAGUCUGAGGUCACCUGGGCCUUUGGUGGCACAGCACACCAUGGUGGGGACAUUUGGCAGAGGAAUCCUGAUCAUUCACAGUCAGUAUGAAGCAAAGAAAAGAGGGGAAGGCUGUCCCUUCACGGGUGCAUCCUGAAUGACCCUAUCACCACUCUAGAGGCAGUGGGGCCUGGGAAAAUGGAGUCAAUAAAGGAAGUGGGCUAAAAUCUUCCACCAUAACCAACUUAUUCAGAGCAUCAAUUUGUACUCUGAGGGUUAAGAAGAGUCAUAUAAGUGUACAUUCAAAAGGACAGGCUGCACAUGGUGGACAAGCCACAUGUGGCAUAGAGACAACAAUACCCAGUUGUAAUGAAUACUCUGAAGUAAAUUCACUCUUAUCUGUUACACCUUGGAGGAGUACGAAAACAUUUCAAGAACAAUUCCAGAGGGCACAAGACUCUUAUUUUCUUGGAGGUUUUGUUUUGCUUUUUAAAAAGCACUCAAAAUUCUCCUUGCACAACUCCAUUCUUGGACCAUGUUCCAAAAUGACCCUGGUUCCUUCCACCAGACCCCUCCUCCUAAAAGUCCUACCAUUUUGUAGUAGCACCAGAGGCUGAGGACCACACUUGAAAUACUUGGGCCUUUCAGGAAUAUUCUAGAUCUAAACUAUAGCACCUUCUCACUCGGCAUACAUGAGUUCUCUAGUUGUUUCAUACACUACCCAACAGCUGGUAUUGUUAGUCAUAUUAAAUCUUACCCACACUGGUGGGCGUAUUAUCACAUCUUAUUAGGCUUCAAUGUGCAGUUAAAUGAUUAAUGACAUGAGCAUCUUUUUGUGUGUUUGUUUGCUACCUAUGACUCAUCUUUGGUAGUUUGCUAAAGUCUUUUGGCCAUGUGAGAGUGAUCUUUUACCUAUUGAAUUAUAGUAACUCUUUACAUAUUCUGAGCAUUACUUCUUUACUGAAACAGGCUUUGCAAGUAUUUUCUUUGGUCUGUGCACAGUCUGUGCUUGUAAACGCUCCCUGUAUUGACUCUCAGUACAAAUUGGAAUGAUUUUGACGCUUUGAUGGUCAAUGGCUCCCUCCUACUGGCAGUUGUGGGGGCUACAGGGAUGAAAACAUCAGGCAAGCAUGCUGAAACAUUUUGUCCAAACAUCCAAUAACCACCUUUUUACUAAUUAAUCUCUUCUAUUCUGAUAUAGACUAAACAUUCCUCUCAGAUGUGAAGAAUUGAGAUUGCUGAUAUCAUUACCUCUGAACUCCAUCUUUACCUUGAUUGAAAACAACAAGAAACCUCCAGCUCUGUAUAAACACUGCCCUGGACAACUUAUCUUAAGGCAUCUUGUUUUUAAGUAACUGGGGAAUCCCUUGUGAAGGAAGACAAUUUCCAGCACUCAGAAUCAGAAAUGAGUAGAUGUUACAAAAAUUCUACUCCUAAAAGGGUCAUCCACUUUGCUGAUGGAGACACCAUGGAAGAAUAUAGCACUGAGGAAGAAGAAGAAAGAGAGGAUCAGAACUCAACAUAUGACAUUUCUAAACUUUCAUGGGAAUCGUACCUCUGGAUUUGGGCAGGACGAGUCACUCGCAAUUCAAUUUCUACUUGUGAAUUCCUUGGUGAAAGAUUUGCUGCUCUCUUUGGUCUUACUGAACCCAAAUGCCAGGAUGUGCUAAAUGAGUAUCGCAGAGCACGCAGUGAGGAUGGUGACAAGGGAAGUGAAGGGCGUGGAUCAAAGGCCCAGGAUGCUGAGAUUCCUAAUGAAAAGUGUCACCUGGGAGCUGGCGGCCAACAGUAUGGAGCCAUUGCUUCCAGAGAAGGCCCGGCUGCAGAGUCCAGCUCAUAAUGGACAGCAGAGGCUCCCUAAGCUUUGUCUAUUGGUUACCAUGGCAACAGCACAAUAGGCAACACUUCCUAGUUUGAUCUGGUUCUAAGCCCAUGAAUGAAUUUUCAAGAAUUUAAGGGUUAGAUGUAACAAGAAAAGUGAUUUUAGAUACUUUCACAAUAUAACAAUUUAUUUUAAGUCCCAGUGAUAAAAUUCUGUCAGCACUGACUUUGCCCAACAGCAAUGUCUUAUGGAACUUUGGGUCUGGCGGUUUUGACUGACAUUUCUUAUGAUGGUUCUAGGGCCCAGUUUAAAAAAAUAAAACAGACAAAUCUAAAUUUAAUAUAUAAUUUCCCCUUAAACAUAUGUAUUUCCAUACAGCUAUCUGAAUUGGUUGGGGCUUAUUUUGCUGUUGGCAACUGCAUCAUUCAUUACCUCUUUAAAGAUCAUUAUCAAAGUCUUUGAGAGUUCCAUUAGAAAAGCAACAAUUGAGAGCUAGAAGUAUGUGUCUUCAUUUCCUUCCCGUUGCUGUGAUAAAGUCCUUUGACAAAGGCAGCGUAGGGGUGAGGGUAUUUAUUUUAGCUCACAGUUCCAGGGCACAGUCCGUUAUGGCUGGGAGGUCACAGCAGCAGGAGCCUGAGGGAGCUAACUGGUCACAUGACGUGCUCAGUGAGAGGAGGGCAGUGGAGGCCUGCGUGCCAGUGCCCCGCCAGCCCUUUCCUUUCCAUCAGUCUGGGAACCAGCCCAUGGAAACGGUAGCAACCACCUUCAAGAUGGGUCUUCUCCCCUUGUUAGGCAGGUUAAAAGCAUCUCCCACAGACACGCCCACUGGGCGCCCUCAUCUACAAUUCCUCAUGGAGACUCCCUUCCCCGGGUGAUUCUUGAUUGUGUCAAGCUAAUGAUUAAAACUAGCCACAGCACUUUAAACAGAUUUUUUAAAGGAUUAAUUUACGUAUAUGGGUACUUUGUGUGCACAUACAUCGGGCACCAGAAGAUAGCAUCAAAUAGUCUUGAGCUGCCAUGUGGGUGCUGGGAAUUGAACUUAGGACCCUCAGAAGAGCACUAAGUGAUCUUAACCACUGAGCCAUCUCUCCAGCUCCCUUAAACAGAUUUUUAAAGUUCAUUAUCAAUGAAUUUUUCAAACAUUGGAAAGAAAGGUUGGGGAUGUUAAACAGGAAAACGCUUGCCUAGGACAGGCCUUGAGUUUAAUUUUUGACACCACAAAACAAACAAAAAAUCAAACCCCAAAUCCUAAAAUAUCAGACAUGGAAAUCCUAGUACUCCUGAGUUUAAUUUUACCUCUUCAAUUAGCUAACUAUGUGAUUAUGAGGUGUCUAGAUAUAUGAUCUAUGGUCUCCUGCUUUGGAAAAUACACAUGGCAUUUAUGUCCUUGUGGGUUAUUAUCAAACAAAAUGAGAUAAUGUAUGUGAAAACAUCUUGAAACUAUAAACAUUCAUUGUUCACACUUAAUUAAUAGCUGCUAUAGACAGUCACAUUGUCCAUAGUCACUCCAACAUCCAUGCCUCCUGGACAUGGCAUCCCGGCCAGAUGUAGCCACAUGAAUGAUGUACCACUCUUACAUGGAGCAAGGGAACCAUGCAGCAGAACCUGGGAAACUUGCAGGUUCAUGAGCCACACGGACAUAAUGUGAUUAAAAUAAGAUCCCCGAGAGAAGCAGGGAGCUGGAGUUCAUUUAGUAUGAAAUCAAGGACAGAGUGGGAGUGGAGGGUGUAGUUAGUUGGAUAUGCCAGCAUAAGAUCACUCACAAACAGAUGGUUCCAAAGUCUUAGUUUCUGAAGCAGUCGGUUACUUCUUUUUCACAGGGAUUCCAUUGUCAGUGCUGCUGCCUACCCUGACAGUCAGUCUCCACGUGCUGGCCUGGUGCGGCAGGCUUCCCUGAUCGUUCUUCCAGCUUGUUCCAGCCCAAACAGAAGCUCAGUGGAGAAUUAAGCACUGCCGUGACUAUCUCCACUGAGAAUGGACUCUGUCCCCGCUGCUUUCGCUUCUCCCACUAAAGCACACCAUCAUAUAGCUAUAAUUAGCUGUAGGUGGAAGGUGACCCUUAAAGAGCCUAGAAGGGGAAUCACUUUAUUUUGGUGGCACAGACGGGGGUGAUGGGCCAGUGAAUUAAUACGAUCCUUUCUUGUUUCACCUUUGCUGACUCUAUGACCCCUAUGUAACUUACUUAACCUCCAUGUUUUCAUGUCUAAAACAGGUUUGAACUAGCUUAUAUAACAAUAAGGUAUCUCACAGGCUCUAAGGUCAGAUAAGUCUCAACAGUGUCUAGAACAAGCUGAGAAAAAACUACCAAAGCAGGUGCUCCCCAUCCCCACCCCCAUCUGUCCUGCACUGGAGGCACAAGAACACUCUAACAUUUUUCUAACUCCUCUGAUCAGUGACUGGUGUUCUGGACCCCCGCCCCGACUCCAAACACAGAGGAAAUAGCCCCUGUGUCAAACCCUAAUUCAGUUCCUGUGGCCAAGGAGGUAGAGACAUAUCAUAGUAACAUAGUUGUGGUGCCUUUUUCUCAAAGAAGGUGAUGUUCAGGAAAAGGGACUAAAAUGAUCUCAGCAGAUAACACUGUGAAUAGUUCUUGUGACAAUCAAGGGAAACCUCUCAGCCAUAAUUAGGCACUAAAGUCACUGUCGAUGAUAAUGUUUAAUAUUUGUAAUGUCUUGAGUUGACUGGGCCCAGGUUAAAGACCAUCUGUGAUGCAGUUUCAGGGAAGUCAGCCCUUGAAUGCAGUUCAGGGGAGGGGGAAGGGAGAGGGGCAUCAUAGAAUUCCACAAAAGGCCUGAGGGGAAUAAUGUGUCUAGGAUGGUGAUUUUUUUUUUCCUCCUUUUUGCUGCCUUCCUGCUUGAGCUUAGAGCCUUGUUUCUUUUUCUGUUUCUAUGUUCUUGGCCUGGGUCUUGGUUUACUCACUGCUCAUCCCAGGCCACUCUCAGCCCUAGUCCUGGGGCUUAGGUCACUGCUCCCUCCACCCCCACCCCAUUCUCAGGCUUUUGGACUCAGAGUGAUUUGUUUUGCCACCAAAUUUCUUGAAUUCUCAGGAUGUAGUGGCAAACUGUGGGGUUUCUUGGCUUCUGUGAUCAGGUGAGGCUUUCCCCGUUAAUCUAUUUAAUUCCCCACAAUACCUACCUACCAUAUAUCCAUCCCAUCGGUUCCAUUUCGCUGGAGAAACUGAUUACUAGACAGUUGAAUGAAGAUCAUCCUUUCGCGUUUGGAUGGUUUGCCCUCACUACGCAGUCUUAGUUCCUUAUCUGGCGCGCUCUGUUAGUUCAGUUUCAAGGUGAAGUAACUCUGAGUGUUUGUGGUAUAGCUCAAGGGGCUGCAUCUCCCACAUCUCACAGCUAAGCAUCAGUCAGAGCAGCCUCGGGUGUCAGGUCAAAGCAAAAAUCCAUGCUUGGUUUAUUCACUCUUCUUUCAGAACAAGCUCUAGUGGUUUGUUGUGUUUUUUGUUGUUAUUGUUUUGUUUUGUUUUUCUUUUCUAAUAAAGCUAUUCACUUACCAAAUAAACACUUGUUGUGGUUCUAGGAAACUAGGCUUUGGUGGUUUGAAUGAGAAUAGUCCUUAUAAAACUAUAUGUUUGAAUAGAAUACUUGGUCCCUAGUUGGUAGAACUGUUUGGAAAGGCUUAGGCGGUGCGGCCUUGUUGGAGGAGGAGUGUCACUGGGGGCAGGUUUUGAGGUUUAAAAUGCCCACUCCAUUCCCAAUACACUCUCCCUCCCCUCCCUUUCCCUCUCCUUCCUUCUGUCCCUCCCUCCCUCUCCCUCUCCUUCUCUGUCCCCCUGUCCUUUCCUACCUUUCCAUCUCCUUCCCUCUCUCCUUUUCUCCCUCCUCUUCCUCUCUCACUGCCUCUAGGUUGUGUCUCAGGAUAUACACUCUCAACUAUUGCUGCUGCCAUGCCUCUGCUCUGCUGUCAUGAACUUAACCCCCUUAAACCCUCUGAAACUGUAAGCCAAUUAAACACAUUUUUUCGUAAGUUAUCUUGAUCAUGGUGUUUUAUUGUAGCAGUAGAAAGGUAACUGAGACAUAAACCAGAAUAUGAUACAUGGAGAAGCAAAUUCUGUCCAGCA
Messenger RNA from Meriones unguiculatus (Mongolian gerbil), 6655 nucleotides. RefSeq names its product family with sequence similarity 177 member B (gene Fam177b). The transcript has 4 exons. The coding region runs from base 2167 to 2601 and encodes 144 amino acids. NCBI's taxonomy places the organism in Eukaryota, Metazoa, Chordata, Mammalia, Rodentia, Muridae. The record is from RefSeq and is a predicted model, not a curated record.